UCUGGGUGUGUUCUCGGUGUGGCACGCGCGGUGUGCUGUGUUCCGCGCGAGUGUGUGGAGCAGCUCUGGAGGGUGACACACCGCAGCACGAGAGGCGAAGGCGGAGCUGACUCGGUCUCUCUCUGCACGAGCUCACAGGCGGCGCUUUGUUCGAGGAUCUCGACACGUCACGCCGAGUCUAGCGGGAAACAGCGGCUCUCAGUCGGGAUGAAGGCACGGAUCGCGCCGCGCUUGUCCGGUGGAGAAUAAGCGCGAGGAUCUGCUGACGCGGCGGAGGAGAAUACCGUCAGCAUGACGAGCGCGUUAUAGACGCGUCCUUCUCCAGGCUCCGCCGCUUUACUCUCGCGCGAUGGACACGACGGAGCGCGACGCGUUCACGCCUCUGCUGGAGGACUUUCUGCGCUCUCCUCUGGUGUGCUGGGUGAACACCGUCUCUCCGCUGGGCUCCGGAGGCUCUCAUCUGUCGGACUUCAUGACUUUAGUGGACGGGGUUCAUCUCAAUGACGUCAUGACUGACAUAAACCCAAAGAGCAGUGUUCAGCGAGUCCACAGGAAGGUCAGGAACGACCCAGCACUGCGCAUCCAGAACCUGUCCCUCCUCGUGCAGCAGAUCAAGUCCUGCUAUCAGGAGACGCUGCAGCAGCUGGUGGUGAUGUCACUUCCUGAUGUGCUGGUGCUGGGCAGGACUCCUCUCAGCGAGCAAGGACUGGAGGAGAUGAGGAAGAUCCUGCUGCUACUGCUGGGCUGUGCUGUACAGUGUAACAGGAAGGAGGACUACAUCGACCGGAUCCAGACGCUGGACUUUGACACACGGGCAGCCAUCGUCGCUCACAUUCAGGAGGUGACCCAUAACCAGGAGAAUGUCUUUGACCUUCAGUGUGUGGAGGAGAGUGAGUGUGUCCCACACGAUAAAGAUGCCAUCAUUAGACAGCUGACCUUUAACCUUAAGCGCCUCGUUGACGAGAGAGACCAGCACGCUGAGGCGAUCGUGGCUCUGACUCUGGAGCGGGACAGUGCGCUCGCCCCGUCGCCCGGAGACUCGUCCAGCAUGAGACGCACAGAGAGCGUGCAGCAUCUGUCCGUGGAGCUGGCCGACGCUAAAGCCAGGAUCAGACGCCUGCGGCAGGAGCUAGAGGAGAAGAGCGAGCAGCUGCUGGACUGCAGACAGGAAGUGGAGCACCUGGAGGCCGAGGUCAAGAGACUGCAGCAGGAAAACCUGCAGGUGCUGUGUGAGGUGCGGGCGCUGCGGGUGAACCGGGACGAGCUGGACGCGCUCCGAGAGAAGGCCGUGCGGGUGGAGCGACUGGAGAGUGAGGUGAAGCGCUGCAGAGAGAAGCUCCAGCACAUGCAGUUCUUCCAGACCAGAGUGGAGGAGCUGAAGGAGGACAGUCAGGUGCUGCUGGAGACCAGGAGUGUGCUGGAGGACCAGCUGGAGUCGUACAGAGCUCGCUCAGAUAAACACCACCAGCUGGAGAAGGAGAACCUGCUGCUGCAGAGCAAGAUCCAUGAGCUGGAGAUGGAGCGAGACAUGGACAGGAAGCGCAUGGAGGAUCUGCUGGAGGAGAACCUGGCGCUGGAGAUGGCCCAGAAACAGAGCAUGGACGAGUCUCUACAUCUGGGCUGGGAGCUGGAGCAGCUCUCCAAGACCACACCUGCGCUCUCUGAAGUGCUGCAGAAGUCUCUGGGGGACGAGGUGAACGAGAUGACCUCCAGUCAGCUGCUGAAGCUGGAGAAGGAGAACCAGAUGCUGCUGAAGAGCCUGGAGGAGCUGAAGAGCGGCGCACACCUCCACCUGGAGAGAGACCUCCACCUGGAGAGAGACCUCCACCUGGAGAGAGACCUCCACCUGGACAGAGACCUCCACCUGGACAGAGACCUUCACCUGGAGAGAGACCUCCACCUGGAGAGAGACCUCCACCUGGACAGAGACCUCCACCUGGACAGAGACCAGCAGAAGCUCAGCCAGCAGGUGAAGGGUCUGGAGCAGGAGAACGAUCAUCUGAACCAGACCAUCGCCUCUCUCAGACAGCGCUCUCAGGUCAGCGCCGAGGCUCACGUCAAAGACAUCGAGAAGGAAAACCGCGUCCUGCACGAGUCCAUCAAAGAGACCAGCAGCAAGCUCAAAAAGAUGGAGUUUGAGCGCAAACAACUUCGCAAAGACCUGGAGCACUAUAAAGAGAAAGGAGAAAGAGCCGAGGAGCUGGAGAUGGAGGUGCAUCGACUGGAGCGAGAGAAGGAGAGUCUGCAGAAGCGUCUCGCUGCUCUCUCCAUCACCUGUGGGAAGGUGGAGGUGCUGGAGAAGGAGAACGCUGAGCUGGAAGCAGAGAGCAGGAAACUGAAGAAAGCGGCGGACGGUCUGAGGAACGUUUCCUAUCAGCUGGAGGUGCUGGAGAAGGAGAACACUCAGCUGGAUGAAGAAAACCUGGCGCUCCGGCGCAUGGUGGAGUCUUUACGGUCCACCGGAGCAAAGGCUGCUCAGCUGGAGCUGGAGAACAAAGAGCUGGAGAGCGAGAGAACCCAACUCAAGAAGAGUCUCGAGCUCCUGAAGGCUUCGUCCAAAAAAAACGAGCGUCUGGAAGUCAGUUACCAAAGCCUGGAGGCAGAGAACCAGCGGCUCCAGAAAGCCCUGGAGAGCGGCAGCCGCAAGAUUCAGCAGCUGCAGGGAGAACUGCAGGACACGGAGAUGGAGAACCAGAGCCUGCAGCAGAGCCUGGAGGAGCUGAAGAUCUCCAGCAAAGGUCUGGAGCAGCUGGCGCAGGAGAACACGGCCCUGGAGCAGGAGAACAACCAGCUGGAGAGAGACAAGAAGCAGCUGGAGAAGGAGAACAAGCGGCUGCGACAGCAGGCUGAAAUCAAAGACUCCAGACUCGAUGAAGACAACCUGCGCAUCUCUCACCUCGAGAAGGAGAACCGCACGCUGGGCAAGGAGCUCACCGCUCUCAAAGACACGUGUGGCCGCGUCAAAGACUUGGAGAAGGACAAUAAAGAACUGGUCAAACAAGCAACCAUAGACAAGAAGACCCUGGUCACUCUGAGAGAGGAGCUUGUCAAUGAGAAAUUAAAGACCCAGCAGAUUAACAAUGACCUGGAGAAGCUGACCCAUGAGCUGGAGAAGAUCGGCCUGGAUAAAGAGGGGCUUCUGCGUGAUGAAGAGAGCUCUGAUGACAGGUUUAAGCUUCUGGAGUGUAAGCUGGAGUCCACUCUCAAGUCCUCUCUGGAGAUCAAAGUGGAGAAGAUCGCUGCUCUAGAAGCCCGACUGCAGGAGUCCUCCAACCUCAACCAGCAGCUGCGGCACGAGCUCAAAACGGUGAAGAAGAACUACGAGGCUCUGCGUCAGCGUCAGGAGGAGGAGUGUUCGGCUCAGAGCUCGCCUGCGAGAGGACGGGAGGACACUCAGAGCAAAUGGGAGAAGGAGAGUCAGGAGGCCACGCGAGAGCUUCUGAAGCUCAAAGACCGACUCAUAGAGGUGGAGAGGAACAACGCCACUCUCCAAGCAGAGAAGCAGGCUCUCCGGACGCAGCUGAAGCAGCUGGAGUCUCAGAGCGGGAAUCUCCAGGCACAGAUCCUGGCUCUUCAGAGACAGACCGCGUCCCUACAGGAGAACAACACCACGCUACAAACACAGAACGCCAAACUACAGGUGGAGAACUCGACACUGAACUCUCAGAGCGCCGCUCUCAUGUCCCAGAAUGCUCAGCUGCAGACGCAGCAGUCCGGCACAGAGAGCGAGAGGGACGUGGCCAUUCGAGAGAAGGAAGAGCUGCGCUCGGUCUAUGAUCUGCUGCUGCACGACCACGAGAAGCUGUCUGCGCUGCACGAGAGACAGGCCUCAGAGUACGAGGAUCUGAUCGGCAAACACGGAGAGCUGAAGAGCGGCCACAAGAGCCUGGAGCUGCAGCACCGCAGUCUGGAGAACAGGUACAAUCAGCUGCUGAAGCAGAAGAGCGAGCUAGAGCAGCUGGAGAGAGAGCUCACAGCAGAGCGAGAGAAGAUGAUGUCUGACAGCAGGAGUCAUCAGGACACGGCCGCACAGUACCAGAGGCUCAGCGAGGAGCACCACACGCUGAGCUCCACACACCAGCAGCUCCUGAAGGACAACGAGCUCCUGCAGACAGAUCAUAAGAGCCUCAAGAGUCAGCUGAACACGGCUCGGCUGGAGCAGACGCGUCUGGAGGCAGAGUUCUCCAAACUCAAAGAACAGUACCAGCAGCUGGACAUAACCUCCACCAAACUCACCAACCAGUGCGAGUUGUUAAGUCAGCUGAAGGGGAACCUUGAGGAAGAGAACCGGCAUUUGCUGGAUCAGAUCCAGACCCUCAUGCUGCAGAACCGGACCCUGCUGGAGCAGACCAUGGAGAGCAAAGACCUGUUCCACGUCGAGCAGAGACAGUACAUUGACACACUCAAUGAACUGAGGAGACAGAAAGAGAAACUUGAGGAGAAGAUCAUGGAUCAGUAUAAAUUUUGUGACCCAUCACCUCCACGAAGGAGGGGCAACUGGAUCACGCUGAAGAUGAAGAAACUGAUCAAGCCAAAGAGUCGUGAGCGUAUGCGCUCUCUCACACAGACCCCACCCCGCUCCGAGUCCAGUGAAGGUUUCCUGAUGCUGCCGCAGCCGGACAGUCAGGACAGCUCAUCCAUCGGCUCCGGAUCCAACUCACUGGAGGACAUGCUAACCCCCCGCAGCAGCACGUUCAAAAAGCUUCCAUUCAUGAGGAACCGAUCCAAGGAGAAAGACAGAGUGAAGGCCAUCUACCGCCGCUCUGUGUCCAUGAACGACCUGCUGCAGACGAUGGAUCUGUCCGAGGGUCAGUGGUCCAGCAGCGCGGAUCAUCUUGAGGCUCCUGAUGAGGCCAUCAGCUCUCAGCACAGGAAGGAGUUUGGAUCCAUGGACUACGCCGGGCUGACCCUGACCCUGACCAGCGGCCGCAGCGCUCGCCUCCGCUCUGAUACAGGCAGUGCUGUGUCCAGUGAUGACAUCACACAGCCGUCGUCGCAGGAGAACAGUGUGCGGAGAGCUCUGGGUGUGAUGAACAGCAGUGAGAGCAGCGGUGAGGUCUCUGUGAGUCUGGACAGUGUGAGGCAGAGGUCAGCUCAGCACAGCUCUCUGGACACCAGAGCUGCAGGAAGUGAGAAGGUUUCCCUGCAGCAGGACCUGAAGGAGAGCACAGCACCUGCAGAGCAGGUUCUCUCAGCACAGUCGUCUGGUGUGUCCAGAGAGCGGGUGAAGAGCCGUGGUAUCUUGCGCUCGUCCAGCAGCAGGGCUCCACCGGGACGUCCUGGUCUGCAGAAGGCAGAGGGCUCCGGUCUGUCGUCACAGAGCAAGACUGUGUCCGUGUCAGAGCGUCUGGACUCGAGCGCAGGCCUGCCCCGCGCCAGCAGUGUCAUCUCCACCGCCGAGGGCUCCGUCCACCGCUCCAGCUCCAGACAGUGAGGAAGUGUUCCAGCACAACAGGAAGUCUCCAAGCAGAAGAGGAGCUCAGAGUCUGUCCUGACACACAGGGUGAGGGUCAGGAUCCUCCUCAGCUGCUCUUCAUCAGGAAACACACUCAAUCUCUGCUGUUUGCUGAAGGUCCCUCUGAACUGACUGAUGUCUCUGUUAAAUGAGUUGUAAAUAUCUGCGAUCAGUUCAUUGUUCCUCGCUUCAUUCUGCAGGUUUAUUUUCAUGAUAAAUGUGUAAUAACUGCUAGCAGUGUUAUGUCUGAGGAUCGCUCCUGUUAUUUCCUCACACGUGAUCAGAGAGACGAGCACAGUACUGACAGAAAUAUUCAUCAUAGAAAUUAAUGUUUUACCAGCCUUAUAAAGAAAAAAGCAAUAUUUUAAAGAAAUGACCCUUUAUUUAUCAAAGAUGCAUUAAAUGAAAAGUGACAGUAAAGACAUUUGUCACAGUAGAUUUCUAUUAUUAUAUAUCUGUGAAUCCUGAAAAAUAAAAUGUAUCACGGUUUCCACAAAAA
Messenger RNA from Carassius gibelio (silver crucian carp), 5954 nucleotides. RefSeq names its product girdin. Gene Ontology annotation, cellular component: cytoplasm; centrosome. Gene Ontology annotation, molecular function: dynein light intermediate chain binding; microtubule binding. The coding region runs from base 350 to 5434 and encodes 1694 amino acids. NCBI's taxonomy places the organism in Eukaryota, Metazoa, Chordata, Actinopteri, Cypriniformes, Cyprinidae. The record is from RefSeq and is a predicted model, not a curated record. Gene Ontology annotation, biological process: cytoplasmic microtubule organization; cytoskeleton-dependent intracellular transport. The transcript has 30 exons.